GGCUUAAAAGCCUAAUUCACGGGCUUCUACCUGUGACGUCACGGUAAUUUGAACGCACAGUCAAUUGUUACCUGUCAGCCUGGUAGGAUUGGGCGACAGCACUCAACACUUUUCUCAUGUUGACGUUUCAUGUUACAGGUAUCGUUAUUCAACUUUGAAUGAUGAGCAAAGACACAAUAUCAGCAGCAGGGCACUUGUGUUAUUGCUGAUGAUAACCAAAAAGACACGCACUAGAAAUAACAGUAUCUGAACAAUGAUUGAUAAUGGUGAGCAGCGGUCGUAGAACACGGAAGGAUGGAUGUCACAGUAUGUGAUAAUGAGGACACGGGGCACAUGCAGACAAGAAGUAAAAGGUUGACCCAGGUUGAGAGUAGAAGGACGGAUGAGACAGAAUAUGAAGCAAAGCACAGAGAGAAGGUGGACAACCGAUGUAGAGGGUUGAGGCAGGUGAAGGGAAGGGCGGAUAUCAUGCAGAAUGAAGCCAAAGGGAGCGUGCAGGUGGAAACUAGAAGUAAAGGGUUGACCGGGGCAAAGAAAAGAAGGAAGGGUGAGACAGAGGGUGAAACCAAGGAGAGAGUGGAUGUGGAAACUAGAAGUAAAGGGUUUACCGGGGCAAAGAAAAGAAGGAUGGGUGAGACAGAGGGUGAAACCAAGGAGAGAGUAGAGGUGGAAACUAGAAGUAAAGGGUUGACCAGGGCAAAGAAAAGAAGGAUGGGUGAGAUAGAGGGUGAAACCAAGGAGAGAGUAGAGGUGGAAACUAGAAGUAAAGGGUUGACCGGGGCAAAUAAAAGAAGGAUGGGUGAGACAGAGGGUGAAACCAAGGAGAGAGUGGAUGUGGAAACUAGAAGUAAAGGGUUGACCAGGGCGAAGAAAAGAAGGGUGGGUGAGACAGAGUGCGAAACCAAGGAGAGAGUGAAGGUGGAAAUUGGAAGUAUGGAAUUAUCACAGGGAAAGCGACAAAGGUCACAAGUAGAAAUAGGUGCUGGUAGCAGGCAAAUGCAGGUGGAGAAAAAAGAUAAAGGUUCAAACAUGACAAGAAAGUGGCCAAAGAAAGGUUUAAAAAGAGCCCAGGUUGAAACCAAAACCCAACUCAAGGUAAGGACAGAUGCACCAGUAAGUGAAUGCAAAAGGGAUAUUGGAACCAGAGACAAGGCCUUGGCCACAUUGAGGAAAGGAAGAUAUAAGAUAGAACGUGGAAAUGAGAAAGUGCAGACUCGAAGUAAAGGGUCUACCCACCCAAAGAAAACAAGGAAUGUAUAUCAGGUGAGAAGUGGGAAAAGAAGGAGCUUACGCAUCACUGAGAGAAAACUGGAACUGCAACAUGAAAUAGCCGAAAUAAUGAGUUUAAAACAACAUACUAAGUCUGAUGAAAUGUCAGCAAGAAAGGAAAAAAAGGCAAUAAAUAGAGUGGCUGUAUUGAGGAAAGAGGGUAGACCUGACACUUCAAAGAGAAUGAGGACUUUGCAUCAAGGGAUCAAGAGAAUGAAACACGAUGCCAGGGGAGAAAAGAAGUUGAAAGGAAAACAAAUAUCCAAUAAAAAGACGAAAGAAAGAAUGGGUAAAUGGCACCACAGUGUUCCAUGCUCAACAGCCACCCGAAACACCUUGUCAGCAUUAGGUGAUGUUGCAACAGAGGACGCUCAAACAGCAGACACUGUGGAGGAAGAAGAGAGUGAAAAUGAUGAGGAAAACGAGGAAGAUAGGAGUCUAACAUUGGGAGCAGCAGCUGUUUCUACAGCAGUGACUACUCUGACACGUCGUAUUGCCGAACAAGGCACAUCUGUCUGCCAAGAACCCGUCAUGUCAUUGAUGACUUCACAAUCUCAAACACAAGAAAUGGACACAUCCUGGGUACCAACAUCAUCUGGUGCUCCUUCAACCAUUCAGGUUAACGUUCUUCAAGUCAAACAGCAGUUUGGAGAUGUGACGAUGAAGGGGGCCAGAAAUGUGACCUUCGGUGGAACGCAGAACAUCGGCAAAUCUCAGCCCUGUCCCCAGGAGGACGAGGAGAAACUGCUGACUACAGUACAGAAGAUCAGGAAACGAACAGAAUUAAGGAUACAGAGGUGGACCCAAGGUAUGGUUAAAACACAGGCACUACAGAAGGUGAUGGAGAAGAUUGACAGAGGAGCAAGAUGGGUGACAAUAAAGGGCAGACCAGGAGAGGGGAAGUCUACAGUGGCCUACAUGGCCCUCGGAGAUCUGCACAGCCAAGGGAGACAAGUAUUCCAAGUUGUGUCCCCAGAGGAAUUCAAUGAGGUCACCAGGACCUGUACCAACCCAGUGAUUAUGUUGGAUGAUAUAUUUGGUGAUCUGGAAUUUGACGUUGCAGAGUGGACCAAAUGGAGACCCUCUCUUCGUCCCAUUCUUGAUAAGCCUGACUUGGAGCUAAAUGAAACUUUAAAUAAGUUAACUGACAUCAAUCCAGAGCAAAAUCGAAAGAAACAAUCUUUAUUUAUUCUUGUAGGACGUGAUUAUGUACUAAAAUCCUCUUUACAAGACCUUGGAAGAGUGAGGGAAUAUGUUACAAGCAGUAAACAUCUAGUCGAACUCUCACCAACCAGACAUCAUGAAGAAAAACUUAAUAUUUUGAUAUCAGUUUUUCGAAUGGAAGGUGUUGACAUUGAGAAAAAAGUCAUUUUUAAAUUAAGCCACAUCGCGUGUCCACAUGGGUUUCCACAUGUCUGUAAACUUUUUGCCACAGCCUUUAAACAGAAUGCCAAGGUAUCAGCAGAGGAGUUUUUCACGAGUCCUCUUGAAUUUCUAAACCAAACUUUGCAGAAAUUAAUAAACAAUAAAUCAAAGUAUCAACUCCUGAAGGCAAUGAUCCAAGGAAAUGGUAAAGUGUCCCAGUCUGAAUUGUAUAAAGACAAAUACAAGAUGCAUGACUGUGUAUCAUCUGCCAAUGAGCUUGUUGGGUCAUAUCUGAAGCUGGAAGAUGGUACAUACAUGUUUGACCAUCCAUCAAUCUAUGACAGUGUUGCAUUUCUUCUGACUGAAAAAGAUCCAGUAUUUGUCAUUGAGAAUUGUAGUCUCUCAUUCAUCAACCAGCGACUUAGACAUGGGACUGUUGAAAACCAAGGUUUGGUUGCAGAAAUCCCACUUUUCUGCAUUGACAACUUGGUGCAGAGAUUUGCCUUGGAGAUUCAGCAGGGCAACUUGGCAUAUGUAAUCUCACACCAAAUCUGUUGUGAUCCAGAUUUCAUUGAUAAAAUGAUGAACAUACUGAAAGAACAAUAUCAGAUAUCUAUAUAUACAUUUCUGAGGAACACUGAUAAAGAAACACAAGAAUCCUGUUUGGAGUUGCUUCCAAGCAACAAAUCUUCAACCAUGGUGAAAUACAUACUGGAGAAGGGAAACAUUACACUGCAUCAGACAGAGAUAGAUGAGAUAUUAUACGGUGCGUGCAAACAUGCUGCAGGUAAUGUGCUGACAUAUCUGACACAACAUGUAAAACUGGACAUCAAUGCGACCUACGGCGAAUGUGAACAGACCCCGCUGAUGAUAGCAGCUGAGACUGGAGAUUGUAACUUUGUACACCAGAUACUUCGCCUUCUUCCUGAUCUGAAUGCAUCUGACAGAAAUGACACAACUGUGCUGCAUUACCUGUGUGAACAUGGUCUUGUGUCAGCUGUGGAGUAUGUGAUUGACAAGGGUGUUGAUAUUGAUGUAACAGAUCAGAUGGAAGAAACUUCACUUUUUCUAGCGUGUCGGUCUGGUCACAAGGGCGUAGUGAAACUGUUACUGGAUAGAGGAGCACUAGGUUAUGUGGAUAACUGUUAUACGUCUCCUCUACUUGCGGCUUGUCUCAAUGGCGAGGAAGAAAUUGUAAAACUGGUGCUGGAUAGAGCUGAUGUUGAUAGUAAAUUUAAGGAUUUGUCUCUGGGUUUGACAUGUGCUUGCGGCAUUGAGGGAAUAGUAAAAGUUUUGCUGGACGGAGGAGCAAAUGUUGCUGGUCAUGAUAUCGAUUUCAGGCCUCUGUAUGAAGCAUGUAAACAUGGACAUGCGAACAUUGUUAAGACUUUACUUGUGGCAGGAGCAGAACUUAGUGGCGAUGAAGUGUGUGCUUCAUGUACAAGUGGGAAUCUGGAUGUUGUUGAGAUGCUGUUUGAUAAAGGAGCCACAGUCAAUAUGAUAUCGACGGGUGGACAACUCCCUCUUCAUGCAGCAUGUGAAAGUGGAAAGUUGGAUGUCGUGAGAAUUUUGACGGGGAAAGGAGCAAAUGUCAGCAUGGUGGCUCCAAAUGGAAAUACUACACUGCACUCAGCGUGCAAGGGAGGAAGCCAAGAGGUUCUUCUAUAUUUACUUGAACAGCUUUAUACGUCUCACGAAGAAGACCAAAAAGAAGUUGGUCAAUCGGCUGAAGGUUUCAGAAAGCAGAAAGCUGACAAUAAUUCAGAUAUCAAGUCAAGAGACACCCCGACAGCUGCAGCGAGAGUAAAUGUAGAGGAUAACACAGGAAACACACCACUUCAUAACGCAUCAAUGUGUGGAUCGGAAGAGUGUGUUGAACUGUUACUGAAGGCUGAGGCUGAUAUACAGGUACAGAAUAGAUCAGUCGACACACCACUUCAUAACGCAUCAAUGUGUGGAUCUCAAAAGUGUGUUGAUAUGUUACUGAAGGCUGGGGCUGAUGUUAAAGCACAAAACAACUCAGGUUACACUCCACUUCAUGAAGCAUCAAUCUAUGGAUCGAAAGAGUGUGUUAAACUGUUACUGAAGGCUGGGGCUGAUGUACAGGUACAGAAUAGAACAGGCGACACACCACUUCAUAACGCAUCAAUGUUUGGAUCUCAAAAAUGUGUUGAUAUGUUACUGAAGACUGGAGCUGAUGUUAAAGUACAAAACCAGACAGGCGACACUCCACUUCAUAACGCAUCAGGGCGUGGAAUGAAAGAACGUUUUGACCUGUUACAGAAGGCUGGCGUGAAUGUUGGGGAUAAGAUAGGACGCGCGACACUCCAUAGAGUAUCAUUGUAUGGAUCGAAAGAGUGUGUUGAACUGUUACUGAAGGCUGGGGCUGAUAUACAGGUACAGAAUAGAUCAGGCGACACACCACUUCAUAACGCAUCAAUGUUUGGAUCUCAAAAGUUUGUUGAUAUAUUACUGAAGGCUGGAGCUGAUGUGAAAGUACAAAACGAGAGAGGCGACACUCCACUUCAUAACGCAUCAUGGUGUGGAUGGGAAGAGCGUUUUGACCUGCUACACACGGCUUGCGUGAAUGCUGGGGGUAACAUAGGACGCGCGACACUCCAUAGAGGAUCAAUGUAUGGAUCGAAAGAGUGUGUUGAACUGUUUCUGAAGGCUGGGGCUGAUAUACAGGUACAGAAUAGAACAGGCGACACACCACUUCAUAACGCAUCAAUGUGUGGAUCUCAAAAGUGUGUUGAUAUGUUACUGAAGGCUGGGGCUGAUGUAAAAGUACAAAACAACUCAGGAAACACACCACUUCAUAACGCAUCAAUGUGUGGAUCGGAAGAGUGUGUUAAACUGUUACUGAAGGCUGGGGCUGAUGUACAGGUACAGAAUAGAACAGGCGACACACCACUUCAUAACGCAUCAAUGUUUGCAUCUAAAAAAUGUGUUGAUAUGUUACUGAAAGCUGGAGCUGAUGUGAAAGUACAAAACGAGACAGGCGACACUCCACUUCAUAACGCAUCAGGGUGUGGAUGGGAAGAGCGUUCUGACCUGCUACAGAAGGCUGGCGUGAAUGUCGGGGAUAACAUAGGACGCGCGACACUAUAUAGAGCAUCAAUGUAUGGAUCGAAAGAGUGUGUUGAACUGUUACUGAAGGCUGGGGCUGAUGUACAGGUACAGAAUAGAUCAGGCGACAUACCACUUCAUAACGCAUCAAAGUUUGGAUCUCAAAAGUGUGUUGAUAUAUUACUGAAGUAUGGAACUGAUGUAAAAGUACAAAACAACUCAGGCAACACAGCACUCCAUUUAGCAUCAAUGUAUGGAUCGAAAGAGUGUGUUGAACUGUUACUGAAGGCUGGGGCUGAUGUAAAAGUACAAAACAACUCAGGCUACACUUCACUUCAUGGAGCAUCAAUCCAUGGAUCGAAAGAGUGUGUUGAACUGUUACUGAAGGCUGGGGCUGAUAUACAGGUACAGAAUAGAUCAGGCGACACACCACUUCAUAACGCAUCAAUGUUUGGAUCUCAAAAGUGUGUUGAUCUAUUACUGGAGGCCGGAGCUGAUGUGAAAGUACAAAACGAGACAGGCGACACUCCACUUCAUAACGCUUCAGGGCGUGGAAUGAUAGAGCGUUUUGGCCUGUUAGAGAAGGCUGGCGUGAAUGUUGGGGAUAAGAUAGGACGCGCGACACUCCAUAGAGUAUCAAUGUAUGGAUCGAAAGAGUGUGUUGAACUGUUACUGAAGGCUGGGGCUGAUAUACAGGUACAGAAUAGAACAGGCGACACACCACUUCAUAACGCAUCAACGGUUGAAUCUCAAAAGUGUGUUGACGUGUUACUGAAUGCUGGAGCUGAUGUAAAAGUACAAAACGAGACAGGCAACACCCCACUUCAUGAAGCAUCCAGGUGUGGAUCUCAAAAGUGUGUUGAACUGUUACUGAAGGCUGGGGCUGAUGUAAAAGUACAAAACAACUCAGGCUGCACAGCACUCCAUUUAGCAUCAAUGUAUGGAUCGAAAGAGUGUGUUGAACUGUUACUGAAGGCUGGGGCUGAUAUACAGGUACAGAAUAGAUCAGGCGACACACCACUUCAUAACGCAUCAAUGUUUGGAUCUCAAAAGUGUGUUGAUAUAUUACUGAAGGCUGGAGCUGAUGUGAAAGUACAAAACGAGAGAGGCGACACUCCACUUCAUAACGCAUCAGGGUGUGGAUGGGAAGAGCGUUUUCACCUGCUACAGAGGGCUGGCGUGAAUGUUGGGGAUAAGAUAGGACUCGCGACACUCAAUAGAGCAUCAAUGUAUGGAUCGAAAGAGUGUGUUGAACUGUUACUGAAGGCUGGGGCUGAUAUACAGGUACAGAAUAAAUCAGGCGACACACCACUCCAUUUAGCAUCCAGGUAUGGAUCUCAAAAGUGUGUUGAUAUGUUACUGAAGGCUGGAACUGAUGUAAAAGUACAAAACGAGACAGGCGACACUCUCCUUCAUGAAGCAUCCAGGUGUGGAUCUCAAAAGUGUGUUGAACUGUUACUGAAGGCUGGGGCUGAUGUAAAAGUACAGAACAACUCAGGCUGCACAGCACUCCAUUUAGCAUCAAUGUAUGGAUCGAAAGAGUGUGUUGAACUGUUACUGAAGGCUGGGGCUGAUAUACAGGUACAGAAUAGAUCAGGCGACACACCACUUCAUAACGCAUCAAUGUUUGGAUCUCAAAAGUGUGUUGAUAUAUUACUGAAGGCUGGAGCUGAUGUGAAAGUACAAAACAAGACAGGCGACACUCCACUUCAUAACGCAUCAGAUAGUGGAUGGGAAGAGCGUUUUGACCUGCUACAGAAGGCUGGCGUGAAUGUAGGGGGUAACAUAGAACAGGCGACACUCAAUAGAGCAUCAAUGUAUGGAUCGAAAGAGUGUGUUGAACUGUUACUGAAGGCUGGGGCUUAUAUACAGGUACAGAAUAGGUCAGGCGACACACCACUUCAUAACGCAUCCAGGUAUGGAUCUCAAAAGUGUGUUGAUAUGUUACUGAAGGCUGGAACUGAUGUAAAAGUACAAAAUAACUCAGGCAACACAGCACUCCAUUUAGCAUCAAUGUAUGGAUCGAAAGAGUGUGUUGAACUGUUACUGAAGGCUGGGGCUGAUGUAAAAGUACAAAACAACUCAGGCUACACUUCACUUCAUGGAGCAUCAAUCCAUGGAUCGAAAGAGUGUGUUGAACUGUUACUGAAGGCUGGGGCUGAUGUACAGGUACAGAAUAGAUCAGGCGACACACCACUUCAUAACGCAUCAAUGUUUGGAUCUCAAAAGUGUGUUGAUAUAUUACUGAAGGCUGGAGCUGAUGUGAAAGUACAAAACGAGACAGGCGACACUCCACUUCAUAACGCAUCAGGGCGUGGAAUGAAAGAGUGUUUGUACCUGUUACAGAAGGAUGGCGUGAAUGUUGGGGAUAAGAUAGGACGCGCGACACAUCAUAGAGUAUCAAUGUAUGGAUCGAAAGAGUGUGUUGAACUGUUACUGAAGGCUGGGGCUGAUGUACAGGUACAGAAUAGAUCAGGCGACACACCACUUCAUAACGCAUCAAUGUUUGGAUCUCAAAAGUGUGUUGAUAUAUUACUGAAGGCUGGAGCUGAUGUGAAAGUACAAAACGAGACAGGCGACACUCCACUUCAUAACGCAUCAGGUAGUGGAUGGGAAGAGCGUUUUGACCUGUUACAGAAGGCUGGCGUGAAUGUCGGGGAUGACAUAGGACGCGCGACACUCCAUAGAGCAUCAAUGUAUGGACCGAAAGAGUGUGUUGAACUGUUACUGAAGGCUGGGGCUGAUAUACAGGUACAGAAUAGAUCAGGCGACACACCACUCCAUUUAGCAUCCAUGUAUGGAUAUCAAAAGUGUGUUGAUAUGUUACUGAAGGCUGGAACGGAUGUAAAAGUACAAAACAACUCAGGCUGCACAGCACUCCAUUUAGCAUCAAUGUAUGGAUCGAAAAAGUGUGUUGAACUGUUACUGAAGGCUGGGGCUGAUAUUCAGGUACAGAAUAGAUCAGGCGACACACCACUUCAAAACGCAUUAAUGUGUGGAUCUCAAAAGUGUGUUGAUAUAUUACUGACGGCUGGAGCUGAUGUAAAAGUACAAAACGAGAGAGGCGACACUCCACUUCUUGAAGCAUCCAGGUGUGGAUCUCAAAAGUGUGUUGAACUGUUACUGAAGGCUGGGGCUGAUGUAAAAGUACAAAACAACUCAGGCUACACUUCACUCCAUUUAGCAUCAAUGUAUGGAUCGAAAGAGUGUGUUGAACUCUUACUGAAGACUGGAGCUGAUGCACAGGUACAGAAUAGAUCAGGCGACACACCACUUCAUAACGCAUCAAUGUUUGGAUCUCAAAAGUGUGUUGAUAUGUUACUGAAGGCUGGAGCUGAUGUGAAAGUACAAAACGAGACAGGCGACACUCCACUCCAUAACGCAUCAGGUAGUGGAUGGGAAGAGCGUUUUCACCUGCUACAGAAAGCUGGCGUGAUUGUCGGGGAUAACAUAGGACUCGCGACAUAUCAUAGAGCAUCAAUGUAUGGAUCGAAAGAGUGUGUUGAACUGUUACUGAAGGUUGGGGCUGAUAUACAGGUACAGAAUAGAUCAGGCGACACACCACUUCAUAACGCAUCCAGGUAUGGAUUUCAAAAGUGUGUUGACCUGUUACUGAAGGCUGGGGCUGAUGUAAAAGUACAAAACGAGACAGGCAACACUCCACUUCUUGAAGCAUCCAGGUGUGGAUCUCAAAAGUGUGUUGAACUGUUACUGAAGGCUGGGGCUGAUGUAAAAGUACAAAACAACUCAGGCUACACUUCACUCCAUUUAGCAUCAAUGUAUGGAUCGAAAGAGUGUGUUGAACUCUUACUGAAGACUGGAGCUGAUGCACAGGUACAGAAUAGAUCAGGCGACACACCACUUCAUAACGCAUCAAUGUUUGGAUCUCAAAAGUGUGUUGAUAUGUUACUGAAGGCUGGAGCUGAUGUUAAAGUACAAAACGAGACAGGCGACACUCCACUCCAUAACGCAUCAGGUACUGGAUGGGAAGAGCGUUUUGACCUGUUAGAGAAGGCUGGCGUGAAUGUCGGGGAUAACAUAGGACUCACGACACAUCAUAGAGCAUCAAUGUAUGGAUCGAAAGAGUGUGUUGAACUGUUACUGAAGGUUGGGGCUGAUAUACAGGUACAGAAUAGAUCAGGCGACACACCACUUCAUAACGCAUCCAGGUAUGGAUUUCAAAAGUGUGUUGACCUGUUACUGAAGGCUGGGGCUGAUGUAAAAGUACAAAACGAGACAGGCGACACUCCACUUCAUGAAGCAUCAGGGUGUGGAUCUCGAAAGUGUGUUGAUCUGUUACUGAAGGCUGGGGCUGAUGUAAAAGUACAAAACAACUCAGGCUACAGUCCACUCCAUAACGCAUCAGGGUGUGGAUGGGAAGAGCGUUUUGACCUGCUACAGAAGGCUGGCGUGAAUGUCGGGGAUAACAUAGAACUCGCGACACUCCAUAGAGCAUCAAUGUGUGGAUCGAAAGAGUGUGUUGACCUGUUACUGAAGGCUGGGGCUGAUAUACAGGUACCGAAUAGAUCAGGCGACACACCACUUCAUAACGCAUGAGGUGUGGAUCUCAAAAGUGUGUUGAUAUGUUACUGAAGGCCGGCGCUUUUGUAAAAGUACAAAACGAAACAGGAGACACACCACUCCAUGCAGCAUCAAUGCAUUGAUCGAAAGAGUGUGUUGAUCUGUUACUGAGGACUGGAGCUGAUGUAAAAGUACA
Molecule: messenger RNA, 10420 nt
Organism: Haliotis rufescens (red abalone)
Lineage: Eukaryota; Metazoa; Mollusca; Gastropoda; Lepetellida; Haliotidae
Exons: 5
Coding region: 295-10260 (3321 amino acids)
Cellular component (GO): cytoplasm; nucleus
Molecular function (GO): protein binding
Source: RefSeq, a predicted model, not a curated record